Molecule: messenger RNA, 3384 nt
Organism: Venturia canescens
Lineage: Eukaryota; Metazoa; Arthropoda; Insecta; Hymenoptera; Ichneumonidae
Gene: twy
Product: fas-binding factor 1
Exons: 10
Coding region: 252-3158 (968 amino acids)
Biological process (GO): cilium assembly; establishment of epithelial cell polarity
Cellular component (GO): ciliary transition fiber; centriole; ciliary basal body
Source: RefSeq, a predicted model, not a curated record
UUGAUAGGGAAAAGUAGCGCCGAUAGGAGCAGCACUUGUCAAUGAAUGAAUAUUGUGACAGCUCAUUUCGUAUUUGUAUACAUAAAAAACUCCAAGGAAACAGUGCCGGAGUUCACGAGUCACUCUUAGCUUUACAAAUAGGCAGUCCGUAUAUUAACUUUACUUCUCUAGUUACAGUCAUGCUCAGCUAAAUGAUUAUUAUUUGUUUUUAUGAAUAAGAAUUGAUUGAGUCCAGUUCAAAUAAUUGAAAGAUGGGCGAUUUUUCUGACGAAUCUGACAUAAAUCCCUCGGAGAUGGAAAGAAUGGUUGAAGAAUUGGAAGAUCUCGACAAUACGUUGCUCAGAGGUCCUUCAAUGAAACAAGGUCCUUUUCCCAACAGCAGUGAAAACAAGGAUAUAACGGAAGUGAAAAAGAGAGUAGCUUUCAAGGACGACGACGAUCCUCUAGCUGAUUUACUGAGCGACGAUGAUGCUUCGUACGGGAUUAAAAAACCAAACAUUUCUGCCACGAAAAGCAGUCUCGUGGCGGACUUGUUUGGAAUAAAAAAUCAAAAGCCGGAAGAAAAAAAAACUGAACUGCCAAAAGCACAGAAGCCACCGGAAGUGCAGAGCGUUGAAGGAAAUCGAGAGACGAUUAUUCCGGAUGAGCAUUUGCAAACUACCAAAAAGUCCGCAGUGCCGCCGGCUCAAGGACGCACGGUUUCUCAGAAUACUCGGGAAAAAUCACAGAAUGUUGAAGAAAAAGCUGGGAAGACGGAAGACUCGCAAAAACUGCCCAGUGCCAAAGCUCGAAAAUCUUCCUUGAUGGAGGAUUUGUUCGGCACCAGAUCACGAUCAGCUCCGAGCAUAGAAAUCGAUCCGCGACCAAUUAUCUCAAAACCCAAUAACCAGAAUUCGUCAAAUCCGGUUCGUCCGGAAUCCUCCAAAUCCGAACCACCGACCAAAAGCUCUUCCGGUUACGUCGUCGAUUUUGGAACGGUCAGAGAAUCUCGAAGAGGCAGACAAAGUUCUGCAGUCAUCAGCGAUCCACUCGGAUUAUUUUCAGACUCCAAACCCACCGAACCGGUCACUCAAACUCCCGUUGACCCAGAAAAAAAGAAAGAUUUGCAAGUCGAUAAAAAACCGCACAACGAAGAUUUGCCAGAAUGGUUGGGUGGCACAGGAAAAACGAAAGAAACGAAAAUGGAGAUUGAAAAGCACCAACCCACCAGUAAAAAAGAACCUCAAACGAGCGAGCCUAAUGCGGAUCCAUUGUUACAAAAAAAUCAUGAAACUCUUUUUUAUCCUGAUUUGUCGACGAUGAUGGGUACGCAAUUUGAUCAACAAGCUGCUUUGAUUACCAUGCAACAACAAGAACACGAGCUUAAAACUGCAGCCUCGUUGUCAUAUCAGAACGAGCAAGUGACUAAAAUUGUUGAAAAUCAAAAAGCGAAACUCGACGAGCAGGCUAAAAUGUUCAAUGUCCUGAUAAAACAUCAGCUCGACAGGCAAGCGAUGCUCGAAACACAAAUGAAAAUUCAACAGGCUCGAAUCGAUCAUUACAUUCAAACUUUGAUGUCACAACCAACUUCUUUGCCAACUGGUUCGAUUCCCGGAGAAAAAAGUGUCAAUGAAACCGAGAAGUCAGAAGACGAAUCGCUUGGUGCUGAAACCAUGGUUAAAAAAUUAGAAUUGGAAAAAUUGCAUUUGGAAAACACAGUUGAAAUUCUAAAGGAAAAGCACGAGGGCGAAAUAACGAUACUCCAAGAGUCAUACGAGAAACAACUUUCGUUUCAACGUCAAGGGAUGGACAAAUUGGAGAAAAAAAUGUAUGAAUAUUGCGAGGGAUUGGAGAACGAGUGUGAAAAAAGGGUAGUAAAAAUGAAGAGUGAAAAGGAGGAAAUUGAAGUGAGUUUCAAAGAAGAAAUUGAACGGUUGAAGAAAAAUGAAAAAAUACUCAUCGAGGAAAUGUAUGAUCGACAUUCGCACAAUGUUGAACUAUUGCAAAAGGAACAUGCCGAAACGAUCGACGAGAUAACACGUGCCAAAGAAAUUGAACGGCAGGCUGUUGAUACUAUAAGCAAUCACAAAACUGAUCUCGUUGAUUUGUUACAACGUUCGGAACUUGUUUUUGAGAAUUUUCAACAGUUUCAACAAAAGUUUGAAAUCAGAAACGAAGAAUUCAGCGAGACCCGUGGAGCUCAUCUGAAAAAACAGGAGGAACAUUUGCAGCGUAAAUUAAAAAUGCUCAGAAACCAAUUGAAUUUGCAACAAGACUCUUUAGCGGAUGAACGAAAAAGAUUGUUGGAGAUUGCCCACAACUUGGAUGUGGGCACGGCUCAAUUGACAGCGGAGUUCAAGAAAAACAGUUCGUUACUCAACGAAACCGAGGAACGAUUGGCUAUUAGGGAACGCGCACUUAUACGUGAGAAACAAUUGUUUGACGAACAAGUGAAAUGGGAGCGUGAACAUUUGCAGGUAAUUAAAGACGCAUGGUCGAAGGAACAGGAACGUCAGUUGAACGUAAUUCACACUGAGAGAGAAAGCGUUGCUAAUGAAAGAGCAAAAUUGGAAGUAUCCUUCAAGCUGAAGAGCAGCGAAGAUGAAAUGGCUAAGAUUGAGUUGGAAGCUGCAUUGAAAACUGCCCAGGAGGCAGCGCAGGAAGCGAGUCAAGAGAAACUAAAGUGGCAGGAAAAAUGUCGUUCUCUUGAUGCGCAAAAAUGUUUGCUGCGAGAAAAAGAGAAACACUUGGUCAAUAAAGCCAAGGAAUUGGAGACUUUAACGCAGUCGGCGUUGAAAAAACGAGACGAAGGUAUCGAAGCGUUAAAAGAGGCAAAACGUGUCGAACAGCGGCACAAAGAGCAUCUUAUGGAGUUGCAAAUUCAGUUAGAGAGUUUGGCUCAUCGAGAGAACAGAAAAGCCACUGAAAAAUUGCACAUUGCGAGGGAGAAACUAGCUUCAAGGGUCUUUGCGGCUGAGAAACCAGAAAAAGAUACAAACGAACGAGUCUCAUCAGUACCCCUCGCGAAUGAUAGAUCCUUUAUAUCGAAUCAUUCUCAUAUUUCAACGCAUUUUAAGGAUGUAGUUGAUCCACACCUCUUGAUGCUCAAACUGGAUCUCGACAAUAAAUUAGACACUACGGAGGAACUCCUUGCCAGUAUGCAAGUCAUCAGUCAAUAAUUUAAAACUCACGUAACAGUAUUUUAUACAAAAAAAAUAUUGUAAUGUUUCUUACUCAAAAUAAGUUACGCACUAGUCAUGAUGAGGUCCCAAAUUGUUACUCAUCAAAUAUUGUUCUCUCCAGGUCUUGUUCAUUAUCUGCAACUAAGCAAAUAAACAUCAAGCUCUGUCAUUUUGUAUACUCAAAAAAUUCAUACCAAUAAAAUAUUAUUUGUGCAUUAAUAAA